Molecule: messenger RNA, 753 nt
Organism: Paramuricea clavata
Lineage: Eukaryota; Metazoa; Cnidaria; Anthozoa; Malacalcyonacea; Plexauridae
Source: the annotation of a GenBank genome assembly
AUGGGCACAUCUGUUCAUGUUGGUAUUAUGGAAGAUGGCAGUGAAGUGGCUGUAAAGAGAAUAUUGUUACAAUCAUCUGAAGAAGCAGCUGAAAAUGAGAAAAAAAUUCUGAGUUUGAUUGAAACAAAGAAAUCACCAUUUAUAGUAAGCUAUCGAAAUUUUCUCAAAGACGCAACAUUCAUGUAUCUAAUUGUCGAUCUCUGUGAAGAAACAUUGAAAGAACAUGUCGAAUCCAAAACUAUUGAACAUUUGAGACAGUAUGGUCCGAGAAUGAUCAAGGAAAUUUUGCGUGGCCUUGAAUUUCUUCAUGAUCAGGGAAUUUUACACAGAGAUCUGAAACCGUUGAAUGUUCUAGUUGACAUCGAAGGUCACAUGAGAUUGGCAGACUUUGGAAUAAGUCGUGUUUUGAAUGAAGACGAGACGACAGUCCAAACUGACGGGAAAGGAACCGAAGGCUGGAUGCCUGUUGAAGUUAUUGAAAGUAGAAAUCAAAGAAAGAAAGGACGUUUUAAAAAGAAAUCAGACGUGCAAGUUGCAGGAAUGAUUGCUUUCUAUAUUUUAACUAAAGGUGUACAUCCUUUUGGUUCCGCUUUGUAUAAUCGUAUGAUGAAUAUUUUGAACGGAAAUCCAGUUAACCUUGGAAUCCUUAAUAAAGACCUUGAGGCUAAAAUGUUUGUCCAUUUGUUGAUCCGUCAUAACAUUACUGAUAGACCUUAUGCUUUUGAGGCAUUGGCGCAUUCUUUCAUGGUUCAG